AAACACCGAGAUAUAUGUUUUUAUCGAAAAUCGAAUUUGAUCAAAGACCCUUUUAGAUUUUACAGUCGUUAGUGGAGUCUCAAAUGUACAGCUAUUGGACUUAACUAAAAACUAAUGUAUAAGUCAUCAAUAACAAAGCCCCUACUUUUACAAUUACCGGACUACACUAGCUGUUAAUUUUUAAACCCUCCUCUAGUCAUUUGGCUUUCAUGUUACAAGACAAAAGUUUCUGUUGGACGGAAAUUUGGCGUAAAACGAAGAUAAAAAUGACCCUCACGUUAAAGGCUCCAUGUUUCAAAUCCAAGUUCAUCACUGCUGAGCUGGCUCGUCUGUUCAGCCAGUCCGACAGUGAGGAGGAGUUUGAAGGUUUCAGCGAGGAUAAGGAAGAAAAGAAAAGAAGAACUUUUAACAAACGGCUAAAGACCAAGAUGGUGGAUUCAGAGGAGGACAGCGAAGUGGACACAGGCUUCUACUCUGAUGGCGAGGAGACCACCCCACCAAAGAGGAAGAGUCUUUUAGUGGCCUUGAGAUUUCCCGUCAGAAGACGGUCUACCCCCAAUCCAGUCAAAGAAACUCCUCCUUUACUGAGAUCCAGAGGAAGACAGAGGAUGAAGCUGCUGCUGCAGCAGCAGCAGCAGCAGCAGCAGCUGCAGGAUGAGAAAGAGAAGGAGAAGGAGGAGGAAGAGGAAGAGGAAGAGGAAGAAGAGGUCCAGUCUCAGAGCCUACGAAAACGAGACAAGAACAUCCAGGAAAACAAGGCCAUGCUGAGUAAGCUGUUUGCUGAUCUGAGCACCAUGGCUGACCUGACUCUGCCCAACACCCCUCAAAAGAAGAAGCGGGGGGCAGAGAAAGCGACACCCCGGAAACGUAAGUUUGAACCAGACAUGGGGUCUGAAAGGAGGAACCCGUCCCGUAAGGCUCGUCCUCCUCCGAACUUUGCAGUGGAGCAAAAGUGCGAGCCACUCACCUGUAGACGCCGCAGGACUGUAGACAUUAGGAAACUGGUGGAGGUGGAUGUCGAUGAGAAAAAUAAAAAUAAAAAGAGGAGGAUCUCCAGGGUGAGCCAGUUUGACGUGAGGUCAGUUGACAAUAUCACCAAAGAAGACUUGGACAACAUAGCGUACCGCAGCAAAGACAAGAUCUGGGACAAGGACAAUGGCAGCUCAUGUCACCAGUGCAGACAGAAGACUCUGGACACCAAGACAGUGUGUCGCAGUGGUUACUGUGUGGGGGCCAAAGGUCAGUUCUGUGGGCCGUGCCUAAAGAACCGCUACGGGGAGGACGUAAGCGAUGUACUGCUCGACCCGACGUGGUCGUGUCCCAUCUGCCGAGAUAUGUGUAACUGCAGUCUCUGUCGUAGGAAGGAGGGCCGCUGUGCUACCGGCAUCCUGGUGGGAUUGGCCCGCUACAACGGCCACGACAAUGUCCACGAGUAUCUGGAGAGCAUUCGGAAGGAUCUGCAGUAAAGUCCAGACAGAAGACCUGAGAGGAGAACCUGCUCGUACCAGGAGCCGGCUCUCGUGCUGCACAGUACCGUAGAACUCAUUUUAAUGCACAGUUUAGGUUUAGAAUCUUUUUUUUCUAACUAGAGAAACAAAAGCAAAUUAAUGUUUUUUUUUUUUUUUUAUAUCACCUUAACACAAGGCACAUACACUGUCUGUAUGUUUUAUAUGUUCUCAUUAAGGCUGCAUAAGAUGUUUUUAAAGCCAGUUCUCAGUUUUGAGUUGCAUAUUUUCAUUUUAAUAUUUCUAUUGUUGAUGUUCACUAGUAAUAUUGUAUGCUAUGGUUAUUUUCUGUGUUACGGAUGCAAAACGAGCCUUUUACUGUAUAUACCGACUACUUUUCUAAAUGUUCAAACAUUACAGCAUUAUUGUCAGUCCACUGUAAAUUCUAAUAAAGAAUGGCGUUAUCUAAAUGA
Cottoperca gobio is the source of this 1918-nucleotide messenger RNA. Its product is annotated as cell division cycle-associated 7-like protein. The transcript has 10 exons. NCBI's taxonomy places the organism in Eukaryota, Metazoa, Chordata, Actinopteri, Perciformes, Bovichtidae. Gene Ontology annotation, cellular component: nucleus. Bases 210 to 1466 code for a protein of 418 amino acids. The record is from RefSeq and is a predicted model, not a curated record. Gene Ontology annotation, biological process: regulation of DNA-templated transcription.